AUGUCUGCCAUGAAGAUAACAGGCAUCUUUGUGCUCCUCACCCUGGCUGUUCUUUGCUUAGCAAAUGCUGCCGAAAAGGAUGAGAUAGACUGCCAUGAAUACAAGAACCUAGAGAGAGGAAGACCUAUUUACUGUGAAAGACUCUAUCAACCUUUUUGCGGCUCUGAUGGGAAAACAUAUAACAACAAAUGUUCUUUCUGCAAAGCAGUCCUGAGAAGUAGAGGUGCCUUACACAUGAAGCAAGCAGGGGCAUGCUGAAUGAAUUCUGCAUCACAUAGU
Messenger RNA from Phalacrocorax carbo (great cormorant), 279 nucleotides. Lineage: Eukaryota; Metazoa; Chordata; Aves; Suliformes; Phalacrocoracidae. The record is from RefSeq and is a predicted model, not a curated record.